Molecule: messenger RNA, 816 nt
Organism: Diabrotica balteata
Lineage: Eukaryota; Metazoa; Arthropoda; Insecta; Coleoptera; Chrysomelidae
Source: the annotation of a GenBank genome assembly
CAUUUGUAAACAAACAUCAGUUAACGUAACAUGUAUUUCCUUACUUCAUAUCUAUAUGCUUUGCUGGUGUUAUUGGUAACAUCAUCGAAUGCCCAAGAAAAGAAAGAUCAGAAUGUGAAAGUUCAAGUAUAUUAUGAAUCACUAUGUCCAUUUGCCAAGGCGUUUAUUGUAAAUCAACUUUCACCUACCAUGAAGGGAAAUUUGUCAAGAUACGUCAAUCUAGAACUAAUACCUUAUGGAAAAGCUACGCAAGUCCAUUUAGCAAAUGGCACAACUCAAUACAAUUGUCAUCAUGGUAUCCAAGAAUGUUAUGGCAACCGUAUCCAAGCAUGCGUAGACACCCAGAUCGCAAAUUCAAAUCAAGCGGAGUAUUUAAAUUUCGUUAGCUGCUUUAUGGGUAAUUUGACGACAGGUAUCGAGAAGAAACAAGUUGAUGAUGCCUUACAACGGUGUUUACGUGCACCUCUAGAUGUUGACCAAAUACGUAACUGCACCACAAGUGCAUUAGGUGAUAAAUUCAUCGAGGACAAUGCAGACAUUACAAACCGCUUCCAAAAUCCUUUGCGCAAUGUACCUACAAUAGUGCUUAACGGAAUCUACAGUGAAUCUGAAAGUUCACGGGCUGAGAAAAAUUUUAGGAGUGUACUUUGUUCAAAAAUCAACUGGGAAAAGCCAAAGGAAUGUGCCAAUUUACCCAACAAAGGUGGUGAAUCAAAUAAAAUCUAUAUCGGAACGUUGUUUAUAGCAUUGUUGUCAAUAUUAUGCGUAUAAAUGUAUGUUUUGUAAAAUUAUAAUAAAAAUUUAUGUAAAUAGUAA